CUAAAUCCGACAAGGCAAACAUCUGACGUAUACCGGAAGGGACCUAGCUUUUGCAGCACACGUGUGUUGUUCGCUGUUGCAAUGGCGGACCUACAGAUGAAGCUCCUUCGCAAGAAAAUUCAGAAAAGAAACGUGAAGAACAAGAACCGCAAUUUACCGAAGACAUUGAAACAAGAAGAUGAGGCUGGAAUUGAAAGUGGCCCUCUGGAUCACAGUCCUAUCCCCCGCGUGUUGGAUGGAGAGCCUCCCAAGAAACCGGCCAAGAGACCAGUGGAAAAGACGACCGUCGAAGAUGCUCCUGAGAAGAAACUAGGGAAGAAGAAAAAAAGAAAAUUAACAGAUACGAAUAAACCACCAACUAAUAAGAAAAGCAAAGCCGAGUUACAAGAGGAAGAGUCGGCAAACGAGGAUAGCGAUGAGUUAAACGAAAAUUCUACCGAAGAAGAAGACAAAGAUUCAAUGGAACAUGAUGAAGAGGAAGAUCAGCCUGAAUUGCCCUCUGGCUUAACAGGAGCCUUUGAGGACACUGCGUUUGCCUCUCUUGCUGGGCUGGUGAGUGAUAACACGCUCAACGGAGUGAAGGAGCUGGGCUUUGAACAUAUGACUGAAAUACAACACAAGAGUAUUCGUCCCCUGCUGGAAGGAAGAGAUGUUCUUGCUGCCGCCAAGACAGGCAGUGGUAAAACUUUGGCCUUCCUCAUCCCAUCUAUAGAACUUGUGUAUAAACUCAAGUUUAUGCCAAGGAAUGGCACAGGCGUAGUAAUCCUGUCUCCCACACGGGAGUUAGCAAUGCAGACUUACGGCGUACUGAAGGAGCUGAUGACUCACCAUGUGCACACCUAUGGCCUGAUCAUGGGUGGCAGCAAUCGCUCAGCUGAAGCUCAAAGACUGGCAAAUGGUGUCAACAUUUUGGUGGCCACACCUGGCCGCCUGCUGGACCACCUGCAGAAUACCCCAGGCUUUAUGUACAAGAACUUGCAGUGUUUGAUUAUUGAUGAGGCCGACAGAAUCUUAGAGGUGGGCUUUGAAGAGGAACUGAAGCAAAUCAUCAAACUGCUGCCGAAGAAGCGUCAGACCAUGCUGUUCUCAGCCACUCAGACCCGAAAAGUAGAGGACUUGGCUCGAGUCUCCCUGAAGAAGGAGCCCUUGUAUGUUGGGGUGGAUGACAACAAAGAGAAAGCCACCGUCGAUGGCCUCGAGCAGGGAUACGUGGUGUGUCCAUCUGAAAAGCGCUUCCUGCUGCUCUUCACCUUCCUGAAGAAGAACCGCACUAAGAAGCUGAUGGUCUUCUUCUCGUCCUGCAUGUCCGUCAAAUUCCACUAUGAGUUGCUCAACUACAUUGACCUACCUGUCUUGGCCAUCCACGGCAAGCAGAAGCAGACCAAACGCACCACCACCUUUUUUCAGUUCUGCAACGCUGACUCGGGAAUCCUGCUGUGCACAGAUGUCGCCGCGCGAGGACUCGACAUCCCUGAGGUGGACUGGAUUGUCCAGUAUGACCCCCCCGAUGAUCCCAAGGAGUACAUCCACAGGGUAGGCAGAACAGCCCGGGGCAUCAAUGGGAGAGGCCACGCACUUCUCAUUCUGCGACCUGAGGAACUUGGUUUCCUUCGCUUCCUGAAACAAGCCAAGGUUCCUCUGAGUGAAUUUGAAUUUUCCUGGAGUAAAAUCUCUGACAUCCAGUCCCAGAUGGAGAAGCUGAUCGAGAAGAACUACUACCUCCACAAGUCAGCCCAAGAGGCCUACAAGUCUUACGUGAGGGCAUACGACUCUCAUUCACUCAAGCAGAUCUACAGCGUGAACACCCUCAACCUCCCGAUGGUGGCCCAGUCAUUUGGCUUCAAAGUUCCCCCAUAUGUUGAUCUCAACACCCACAGCGGUAAAGGUCCAAAAAUGCAGAAGCACGGUCGAGGAGGCAGCUUCGGAUACCAGAAGUUCAAUAGUUCGCAUAAGUCCAAAAUUUUUAAGCACGUCAACAAGGGAAAAAGUGAUGGAAGGCAGUUCUCCCGCUAAUCCUUUCCACAUAAACAUCAGUUAUCUCUCCUGUCUGUUUACAGAAUUCACCUUUACUUUGAACAGGUGCAGCGUACUUUGUCAGAAUCAACAUUUUUCCUUAGCAGAGAUUACCUUGUUUUUCAGGUAAGAGUUCAUAAGCGUAUAAUAAGAGUACAUUUGUGGAAGUGUAUAAGAACCCCCGAGUUAAAAUUCAGACAAAUGCUCUCAAGUUGCUUGGAUUAAUCUGUCAUGUAGUUUUCUAUCCAUUCGGAAUUAAUUGAAGUAUACUUAUCCUAGCUGUUUCAUAAUCUGAUUUAUAUGAAAUAAAAUGAACCAUUAACACUGACUGCUCAGUCCCAGUACUUAAGCGAAGCUUUCACAGCAUUCUUUACAUGACAAGCCAUUAGCUGUUUCACAGAAACGUGUCAUUUUUAGCCUUUUGUGGUAGACCUUCAGGUUUUGAUUAUGACUUGCUUUCGAGUUUAUUGCAAAAUGUGAGUCGGUCUGAUAAUUACGAUGUAUCAUCAG
Messenger RNA from Menidia menidia (Atlantic silverside), 2523 nucleotides. The record is from the annotation of a GenBank genome assembly. Lineage: Eukaryota; Metazoa; Chordata; Actinopteri; Atheriniformes; Atherinopsidae.